Messenger RNA from Daktulosphaira vitifoliae (grape phylloxera), 2684 nucleotides. RefSeq lists its product as uncharacterized. The record is from RefSeq and is a predicted model, not a curated record. The coding region runs from base 1312 to 1968 and encodes 218 amino acids. The transcript is spliced from 6 exons. NCBI's taxonomy places the organism in Eukaryota, Metazoa, Arthropoda, Insecta, Hemiptera, Phylloxeridae.
AUUUAUUACAGUUUACUUAAAUUUUUUUGUUGAUAUUAGUACAGUAAUAGUGACAUAUGUUGAGAUUGUCAAAUCAGCUAAAGCUAAAUCGCUUGACAUUUGUUCAAAAUUACCACAUUUAAAAUUAUAUUUAUAAGAGGAAUGAUACACAUGUUGGACAUCAGUAAUUAAGUAAUGUUCAAAGUACAGAGCUGGAGGAAUCAAGGGAAACUAGAAUAUUAGGAGCAUUGUACCAAAGAUACAAUUGAGUAUAUAUUGAAACAUGAUGGUUGGAAAAAAUUGACUGAUGUGGAAUAUAUUAUUUACAGAACUCAAAAGUAUACUUUACAAUCAUUAUUAGAAACGCCUGUCACAGCAGAAAAUUUCUAUACUCACAUUCGUAGUGCAACAGUAAUCCUUGGAUGUUCUUAUGCCAACACAUUGAAGAAAUUUUUUUUUAUUAUAGAUUGUUUUUUAAAGUAUUGUGAAAUAUUAAUAAAUCCAGAAAAUAAAAACAAAAAUGCGUACGACUGCACUAUUGAACUAAUCAACACAAUACCAAAUUUAAGUUACUUAGCAACAUUAAUGAAAGGUGCAUUAGUUACAUUAGACAAAUUACAUUGUAUGCCAAUGGCAAAACAUAAAACACUUAUUUUAAAUAAUGUAACUACUAAAUUAUGUAUUGAGGAAACUUUAAACUUAUUAUCCCAUAUAAAAGUAAAUCCAUCAAAUACUGAAUACGUAUUAAAAACAAUACAAAAUUAUUUUCUUGAUAGAAGAAUAAAUCUAGAGGACGAUUUAAAAUUAUGUAAAUUGACAUCUACUAAUUUGGAUACAUUAUGGGAAAUUUUAAUAAAGCAAUAUCAAUGUUUAAAAGAAAAAGGAGGUAAUCAAGAACUUUGGACCUUUGUUAGACAUAAAAUUAAGAUUUUAAUCCAUUGGACUAAUAAUAAUAAAUAUAAGAAUCUAGGAUUCAAAUUCGAUUCAAAUACCAAAGAAACAUUUUUACUGAAUACAGUAGAAUGGAGCUCUGAGAAUCUUUCAAAUAAAAUCAAUCAUUUAUUGAAACAUAAUGGUUGGAAAAAUAUGAAUGAUGUAAACUACAUCAAAUAUUCGAGGCAAAAUCAUACAUUAAAAGAUAUAGUUAAAAAUACAUAUAGACAUGAUAAACAAAUACGUUGUUUAACGUUAUUACUUGGAUGUUCUUACGCCAAUAUUUAAAAAAAUAUUUUCUCUAUAUUAAAUAAUUUUCAAGAAUACUGUAAAUAUUUUUCAAUUGAACAAAAAGUAAAAAGUUUUAAGUAUGAUUGCACUAUUGAACUUCUAAACACUAUGUCUUCUAUAACUUCAUUAGUAAUACGUAUGGGAAGCGCCAUAGAUGCUUUGGAUAAAAUCCUUAAAUCUCCAGUAGAAAAUAAUCAUAUAAAAAUAUUUAUUUCAAUUACAUUAAUUAAGGAUCUACAAGAUGAAAAAAUGUUAAAAUUGUUACCUGAUUUACAAGUAAAUCAACAGAAUACUGAUGAAACAUUAUUAAUAAUGUUUAGUUUCAUUAGUAAAUGGAAUAAAGAAAUAAAUGAAAGCAUGAGUAUUUGCAACAUUAAUACUGAGAGUUAUAUGUCAUUUUGGCAAAAUUUGUCUCAGGAAUAUUACAAUAAGCAAAUAAAUGGGACAAGUCUCAUGUUGUAUAAUUAUCUCAACUAUAAAAUAAUAACUUUUACUCAAUGGGCUAUUCAAAAAAAAUAUGUUAAUUUAGGGUUUAAAUUCAACGUAGAUACAAAUGAAACUCUUAUACCACAUAAACUAGAAUCAUCAGAAACAGAGCAUUUUUAUGAAGAUACUGUAAUAGUUUCUACUCAAAUUCUGAAUGAUGAAAAUAUUGAAGAAAAAUCUAAUUGCGAAGAUUCUAGAAACAACCAUGAAUCACAGAAUAAAUCAUCAUUGUUAAUUGAUAUUCCUAAACAAUUGAGAACAUUUAAUAGAUAUCUUUAAAGUACUCCACAAGGAUUCAAAUCGUAAUUACAAUACUAAAUAGGAUUAUCAAUUCAUAGUCAACUGUUUUUAGUUUAUAUUAUAAAAAAUAAAGUGUAUCAAUGAAUAAUUUAUUAUUAAUCCAAUUAAUUUUUUGAUCAUUACAGAGUUUUUCUAUUAUGUUAACUUUAAAUAAUACCAGUGGCUGUGCAUCCGGUAUUAUUGCUGCCAAGUUGACGGGUAUAAUCUCAUAAGGUGAUCCAUAAAUUAUUUAUUAUGGUAGUUACAAAAAAAAAAAAAAAUUUUAGUAGGAAUGCCAAUUAGAACACAUAGUCGAAUAAUUUUUAUAUGUCGAUAUAAUUUAUCGGUAGUACCCCGACGUAGACACAAAAAGUAAUGCACAAAUUAAAUAGCGUCUUUAGACGACGAGUUAAUUGUUUUUAUCUUUUCUCGAAUCCUCCCGUUGGAUACGCUGGUCAGCCCCAAUCCCUCCAAUUAGUGAACUACUAAAGAGGUAGAGUUUAGACCCGUCAGCACGAUCUAGCUCAAAAGUAGCAGACUGAGGGGUGGCUCCUUGUCAGCCACCAGCACAACUACCUUUUCAUAAUAUCUACUAAAGGACGGUUAAGUCCAAAAACUAGCCAGCACUCACACUAAUUGUUAUGAUUGACUAACGGACCAGUAAUCCAACCUCGACUCUUGACGCACACACACAAAUUUUAAUAUUGCAACAGAUG